Molecule: messenger RNA, 7314 nt
Organism: Canis lupus familiaris (dog)
Lineage: Eukaryota; Metazoa; Chordata; Mammalia; Carnivora; Canidae
Gene: GPR55
Product: G protein-coupled receptor 55
Exons: 3
Coding region: 484-1449 (321 amino acids)
Biological process (GO): positive regulation of Rho protein signal transduction; phospholipase C-activating G protein-coupled receptor signaling pathway
Cellular component (GO): membrane
Molecular function (GO): G protein-coupled receptor activity
Source: RefSeq, a predicted model, not a curated record
UUGACAGCCUGCAAGAACAAAUGGGUAGUGAAAGCAGAGACUAGAAGGCUGGAGGAGUUGGAGUUGUCUCCUGGUCCUGCCCCCAGGGCAGAUAAGGCUCUGGUAAAGCAGAUUCUCUGGAUUUACCCCUUUAUUAAAGAGAACAAAAUGCUCUGGCCUUUCAAAAUGGUUACAUUGUCCCUGAGCCUGUUUAAAAAUGGUUACUUUUCCCUCUCCUUGCUUGACGCCUGGGGAUUUUUCCAGAACCUUCACAGUGAGAGGCUGGUGGGACUCCUGGAAGUAAAUCCCAGGGAAGGGUGGGACUCCAGGGGUUUUAACUGUCAGCUUCGGGAGAGUCAUCAGAUUGUAUGGGAUUGCUGGCUCUGAUGGCUGCUUCCAUUCCUGGGUAGCAAGAGGCUGCAGCAUCUCCAGACCUUUUGUCUUUCCAGCUUCAGAUGCCAUUGAGACAGCCCCAGUCCCCUUUCUAGAAACCCAAGAGACAACAUGAGCCGGCAGCUAAACAGAAGCCAGAACUGCUCCUUCAGUGACGUCGAUGAGCUGAUGAAGACGGUGCAGUUGGCUGUCCACAUCCCCACCUUCCUCCUGGGCCUCCUCCUCAACCUGCUGGCCAUCCGAGGCUUCAGCACCUUCCUGAGGAAGAGGAGGUGGCCGGAUUAUGCCGCCACCGCCAUCUACAUGAUCAACCUGGCCAUCUUUGACCUGCUCCUGGUGCUGUCCCUUCCGUUCAAGAUGGCUCUGGCCAACGUGCGGGCCCCCCUUCCUUCCCUCUGUACCUUGGUGGAGUGCUUCUACUUCAUCAGCAUGUACGGGAGUGUCUUCACCAUCUGCUUCAUCAGUCUGGAUAGAUUCUUGGCCAUCCGGUUCCCGUUCCUGGUCAGCCACCUCCGGUCGCCCAGGAAGAUCUUCGGGAUCUGUUGCACCAUCUGGGUCCUGGUGUGGGCCGGGAGCAUCCCUAUCUACAGCUUCCAUGGGAAGAUGGAAAAAUACACGUGCUUCCACAACAUGUCCGAUGGCACCUGGAGCGCCCAGGUCUUCUUUCCCCUUGAGGUGUUUGGCUUCCUCCUUCCCAUGGCUGUCAUGGGUUUCUGUUCCUCCAGGAGCAUUCACAUUCUGGUAGGUCGCCGGGGCCUCACCCAGGACUGGGUCCAGCAGAAGGCCUGCAUCUGGACAAUUGCAGCCAGUCUGGCUGUCUUUGUGGUCUCCUUUCUUCCGGUCCACCUGGGUUUCUUCUUGCAGUUCCUGGUACGGAAUGGCUUCAUCGUGGAGUGCAGAGCUAAGCAGAACAUUAGCUUGUUUUUGCAAUUGUCCAUGUGUUUCUCCAACGUCAACUGCUGCCUAGAUGUCUUCUGCUACUACUUUGUCAUCAAAGAAUUCCGCAUGGACAUCAUGGCCCACCGGCCCUCCAGGGUCCAGCUGGUGCCCCAGGACACCAUGACCAGCAGGGCCUAAGGAGAGAAAGACCCUCCAGGGGAAGGAAACCCCAGCCCCAAAUCCUAGUAGCAGAUAUCCUGUUCCGAGGUUUCUGAUGUAGUGGAUGAAUGUGGCACAUCUCCUGGUGUGCUUUUCCUUUUGGUGCUCCCAGAACACCAUCUUGCUCCCAAGACCAUUCCCCAGCACCCAGGCAACUGGACAUAAAUCACUUGGUAUUUGGGAAUCUCUGAAGGACCCAAGAACCAGGUGAAUUCUUUAUUACUAGGUUCAAAAAGCAUGAGGCAAAAGAAUUGAAGAAAAGAGUGAGGCCAUCUGAGCAAGACUGUUUCCCAGCUCCCCUCAUCCUUCUAGUUAGACUAAAAGAUUCUGGAAAGGAAGAAAGAGGAAUGAGGAGAGAGAACCAAGAGGGUUGGUCAUGGUACGUGGAGGUUUGGGCAGAGAUGGAGCAGUAGGGAUGUAUCAAGCUCCUAUUUUAGUUUGGGAAUCCCAGGGUAGAGUAGACUGGCACCUCCCAGUCCCUUCUCUGGCUCUGGUGGCCAUUAACCUCAUAGCUAGUGGGGGUGAUUGGAGCCGAGCAAGAUUAUACAGAGAGCCCCAAGUUUCCUAUGGGAAAGAAAGGCACAGAAGGCCAGCCAAACCUUCUUGUGUUCACGAGGAGGCUGCAGAAGGAUGAGGGAAGCUGGUGUGAGUCAGGCCGUGGCAAAGAUAUAGAUGCUUCGUGGAAGCAGUGGGGACAGAGUGGAAGGGCAUUGGUGACACCUGGGGCCACAAGGGACUAGGACACACCUGGGGAAGGAAAGAAACAGGCCAAGGGCUGGAAGUGGACAGCCACCCCCCCCCCCCCCCCGCUGCUAUCAUGGUGUCCAUUACAUGGAGCUCUAGCACUGGCCUUGGGGGGAGAGAGGCCGUGGAGACAAGGCUAGGAGAGGGGGAAAUUCCUGAACGUGACCAACUUGCUAUCUUGAAUAGACUGGGAGAUGGUCCAUUAGACUGUUUCACUGAGAACGAUGAGAAAGAAUCAGGCUUGAUUUGGUUCAGCCAGAGGAGGAUAAAGACCAUGUGCUCGUCUUGCCCGCCUGAGUCCUGUCUGAGCGCUGGCCUGGUGACACUGGCCACAGAACUGUCCCUCUCCAGGGACCGGGAGGGAGAGAAUGAGCCAGCCAGGGUUUGGAGGAACCAUCUCGAUGACACAGAGCUCCUGGCAGUUCCUCGUUGGAGACUGUAAACAAUUGAAUCACGGUUUGGUCUGGGCUUCUCUGAUGAUCUUGAGGAGGAGCUGUGGUGACAGCUGAAAAGCCUUCUGAUGACUCAAGCUGCUCCAGAGAGUAAAAUGAUUACAAGGAUCAAUUGUGGGGUGGUUUUGCAAGACGGAGUGAGUGGGAUGACAUGUAAGAGAUAAGACUUCAUGUGAAAAGAAGCGGGGGGGGAUGGUCUUUGGGAAGAAAAGAACCACUGUCUACCUGUAGGGAGGGAGGCUUCCACCCCCAUGUCAUGGACAGAAGGUAGGGUGGCUGCGUGGUGGGGAACGGGGUGGUUUAGAUAAAACCCUGACGGAGGAGGAGGAGGAGAUUGGGCGAUUACCCCAGGCUUGCAGCCACAGGGCCCUGUGAAGCGGUGGGCGGAUGGGGAGGAAGGAUGGAGGGCAGAGCUGCUUCCUGCUUGAGAAUCCCCAGCUCCACCCAGAGCCAUCCAAGGGCAGGAGCCCCUCUACCUCUGUUUCUGCCACAGCCAACUCAGCGGUCGGGUGGAGGUGAGGGUGAGGAAGCAAGUGUCGAUGCAGGGGUGGAAAUGGGUGCGGAGGAGUGAUCCCAACCAGGAUCAGAGGCUCCCACCCCACAGACUGGGCCUUCAAGGAGCCAGCAGCCUUCUGGCCCCUAGAACAGUGAGAAAGUCCUGUUGUUAAAGUCUAUGGUAUUUGUCACGACAGCCCACGAAGACCAAUAUGACAGCCAUCUCCUGCUGACCCAGGAGCCACCUCCCAUCUGGGCUGUGUCCUUAGAGGGGCAGGACUGACCUUACUUUGGGACAGCGCCUCCCCACCCCCAACCCCGGGGACAAGCUAGUGCACAAGCUGCGCCUUCCUCUUGAAUCCCUCUCUGGGACCCUGUGAGGCUGAAAGUCAGUAUAUUAAUGCUUUACAUUGGCUAUGGGUUCUGAUGACAUUUGCAAUAGGAAUACAACAGCCUUGUCGCAAGUUGCCACAAAUAAACACUAAUUGCAAAGAUGCUUGAAGUGGCUGAGGGCUGGCAGGUAACUGUGGAGACCAGAGGCUAAAGGGGAGCCUGCUAUGCGGGGCGGUCUCCAGGUAAGGACACAGGCAGGAGAUGGUGGAGACCCCCCACGGAGCCGCCGACCCUAGUGAUGUGGACAGUGCCCUCGGGGCCAAGGGAAGGCAGCUGAGGCCACCAUGAGAGCCCCGCUGCUGAGGGCAAGCAGGGGACCUCAAGACCCAUAAGAGUGGAACUUUGGGGGGGAAGCACCCCCUGCAACUACCAUCGUGGCCCCCUCUCGCUUUUCUCCACCCGCAGCCGGCCUCCCUCGUGCAUCUCCCCGGGAUGCACAACCAUGAAGAGGCGUUUGAGGGGAUGUGGGUGGCAGGGCAAGGAGGACCCGUGGAGCUUGAAGUGGAAGGACAAAUGGAUGCCCCUCUGCCCAGCGUGAGCCUGAGCAUCCUGUCCCGGCCAGGAGCCUGCAAGAUGCGUCCUCCUCACAAGGCCACUGCGGGAGGGCCACGUGGCACGUUGAUGGGGAGCACAGGUGACCCGCUGCCCCUUGCAGCCUGGUGAGAUGUGAAGCACUGUCACUUCAGAGCCCGACAUUGGUUCUGCUUGGUGGAGGGGCCCUGAGCUCACCCAGAGCCUCCACCAGCCUUUGUUCUGGGGGCCAUCACUGGAGCCAGCAACCCAGACACCCCACUGUGAGGUUGGGGGGGUGGGGGGCGCCUAUUGUCACGCAAACCCUGCAAAGUGCAUCUGUUCCCCUGCAAGAGACCUCUUCACUGGGGACAGCGGGGAUGAGGCAACCGUGCAGGUGAUGGCGCACAGAUAAGUGUGUGCCCGCUGGCGGCCUGCAGAACUGAGGACAGGGACCCGGCACUCGGCUUGGGCUGAAUGUUGGUGGUCCAGGAUUCAGAGAUGCGGGGUCCAAGCCGAUUCCCAUGGAUGGGGCAUCUGAGACGGAAUGACUCUGCCUUGGGGAACAGACCGUGUCCAGGAACUCCAUGAUCGUGUGGGAGGUCCAGGGUCAAACCACAGCCCCAUCAGGGGAUGGUGGGGCUUCCCCCGAGAGCAGAGAGAGGCCCUAUGAACUACAGGGCGGCACCAGAUCGGUGGGGAGACCUCGCCCUCCCCCCGGCGUGCUGGGCUCUGGGCUCUGGGAACGGCCCCCUCCAGAGGCGGGUUCGAACCCCCUUGCUGUGCUUCACCACCCCCCCCCCCCCGCCGGGUUUGUAAGUCUCAGGCAUGGACUUGAAGUGGCAGCCGGAGCUCUGCUCUCCCUGAGGGAGUCCAGUGUGUGCAGCAGAGCGGAGCGUGGCACGAGGGCAGGAUGGGGGCGCAUGCGGGGAACCCGGCAGGAGGAGACCAGGGAACACCUGGGGAGGAGAACCCGGAAGGAGGAGAACCCAGGCCUGCGCUGAGGACCUCAGAACCACCAGGCAGUAGGUCCCCAUCGGAGAGGGCUUGGGUGCACCUCACCCAGAGGCCCACCCAGAGGACAGUGGCCAUAACGCUGGGUCAGCGGCUCACACCAGCUACUCGGCUGGAUCUGCUCUGGGAGGAGAGGUCGGGGAUGCGUAUGUGGCUGGCCCCAAGAAGGAGAGGCCAAGCCUGUGGCAGGGCGGCGAGCCAGAGGGCAGAGGGCAUUGCCUUGCUCUGGGAAGGAAUGCAAAACGGGCAGGUAGAGAAAGUCCCUGGGAGCAGAGGCAGCUGGGGACGGUGGUCCCUAAGUGUGGAGCCUCUCGAGAAGCCAGACCCAGUGUCUUUGCCUCAAAGUGUCUUGGAGAUGUCCAAGCGCUGUGCUCAGGGCAGAGCCCCACCUCGAGGGGGCAGGCCGAUGGGGGCGGGCUUGGGUGGUGGGCUUUCUCAGCGCUCAACUCCUGGUCCACAGCUUCGGGGAGCUGGACGGUACAGGGGACCAGCCAAAAAGCCACAGUGCCAGUGACGCGUGAAUGAGCGACACUGAUUCCAAGAAGGAGUGCAUGCAGGGCCUCCCAGGGCUCCCACCUCCCUCAGGUAGGGGACUUGGGGCCUGUUAUGGACUCCAUCAAUGUUCACAUCCUCCCCAAAUUUACAUGUUGAGAUCCUCACCUCCAGUAGGAUGGUAUUAGGAAGUGGGGCCUUUUGGGGGUGAUUAGGUCAUGAAGGUGGAGCUCCCGGGAGUGGGAUCAGGGCUUGUAUAAAAAAAGACACCCCAGAGAGCUCCUUGCACGUCCUGCCACGUGACAACACAGCGAGGAAUCACAGUCUGUGAACAGAGUGAGGGCUCUCCCCAGAACCCGACCGUGCGGGCACCCUGAUCUCGGACCUCCAGCCUCCAGAACUGUGGAGAAAUAAAUGCUUGUUGUUGAAUCCCCUGUCUAUGGUGUUAUGUAAUAGCAGCCAGAACUAAGACGGGACCCAAUUUAGCAAUGAGUUGUUUGAGAAAUUGAAGAAAUGUUAUUUACCAAAAUCCCCCUUCAAAAAGGAAAGUAUUUGGGAAAGUCCCUGGGGCUCAAAGUGGGAGCAGCUGUUCCAAGAAAGAAUCGAUUACUUCAGAAAGGGAGGAAGGAGGAAGGGAGACCAGAGGGUCAGGGAGCAGGAAAGACCUAGAAGGAUGGCAGAGGGCAUGUGUGACCUGGAAAAUCUUCCCUGGAAGUGAUGGGGUGUCGUGCAGGGCCCAGCAUGAGCAGAUGUGCAAACGGGGGGACAGGAGGCUUGGCAGCCGGCAGCCUGGGGCAGCACCUGGGAAAGAAAGGUGGAAGCUUGUCAGCCAUGGAGCAUGUGGUCAUCACGGCAGGGGGAGGGGUGCUCUGUUCUCCCUGCAAGGCUGUGACACUGGGGUCCCAGUCAGGCUUAUCCAAGGGGUCACCCUGUGGGGGUUGAAGGUGGCUUGGUGCCUGUGGGAUCAGAGCAGGGCACGGCCACCCCCAUGGGCUGAAGGCUGGACUCCCCAGCACUACCUCCUUCCCGUGGCUGAAACUGGCCACAGCCCUGAGCCACACUCAACCCCGGGCUCCCAAGGCUGGGAGAAGGAGGAAAGCUCAGGAGCUGGGUCAAAAGGUCAAGGCUGACUGCUUGCUUCAACCCUGACCCUAUAGGCCCAUGGCCCAGUCACCCCGCGCAGUGUGCCAUGCUCCUGCUGUGCCUAGGACGCAACAACCCAUGGGAAAUGUCCGGCACUGGCAAGGACUCCAUAAGUAGAAUCAAUUUAGAAUUAUAAUUGAAGGGGAUCCCUGGGUGGCUCAGUGGUUUAGCGCCUGCCUUUGGCCUGGGGUGCGAUCCUGGAGUCCCGGGAUCGAGUCCCACAUCAGGCUCCCGGCAUGGAGCCUGCUUCUCCCUCCUCCUGUCUCUGUGCCCCCCUCUCUCUCUGUCUAUCAUAAAUAAAUAAAUAAAUAAAUCUUUAAAAAAAAAAAAAAGAAUUAUAAUUGAAAUUACUUUGAAUUAGAAUGAAAUUAGAAUUGUGGUGAGUUCCCUUAAAAAAGAAAAAAGGAAAGAAAGAAAAAGAAGUUGUGGCUAGUUGCUGUCUAUGUAGGUCACAGGUCUCUGAUCAACUUUGUGUCAUGGGUUCCUCCUGCAGUCUGGAGAGGUUUGUGGGCUUCCCCCAGGAUAACAGAUUUGUGGGUUUUUUGUUUUUUGUUGUUUUUCAAAGAUUUAUUUAUUUAUUUUAGAGAGAGAGAGAGAGAGA